UAAUAAACAGAGUGGAAGGACCAGACCACUUGGGUUCCUAGGUUUAUAGACUGGUGAAGCAUGUGUGUUCUUACAUAGCGUUGUAUAGAAAGUGUGUCAAUUCACCAAGCGUUCAUCACUUGAUAAGUGCCAGACACUGCAGACAUUCUUUGACACUUUAGUAGGCACAGCAAGGAAACAGACAUGAAUAGCAUAUGUUUUGUGGUGGGUGUUUCCAACUGGUUACAAAAUUCCCUAAUCUGUCUCCUUAUGAUAGAUAUUUGUUGACCAGGAGACAAUAAUGUCUUUCAUUCUGCAGUUAGAACUGGGGGCUCGAAUGCAAAUUCUCCUGAAAGAAGGAAUAACUCUUACCUGUGUGCAGUACUUAGACGCUCCCAAGACACAUUUCACAGUUACGAUUAUUAAGCUCCCAGGUGCAGAGGAGGGCUCAGAAGUGUAGGGAAAGGACUUAGCAAAGUCACACGGACGCAGAUGCAGGAUGAGAAUCCAGUUCCCCUCAUGUAUAUUGCCGAGUAUUUUCUCAGUAAAUUACACAUCAGUUGUUGCCCUAUAGAAGAUGCUUUAUAGUUGAUUAGGUGUCUCUGAAAAUAAAGAGAAAGCACAUGGAGGAAGCAGGAAAGAAUAAUUGAACCAGUUACCGUGGUGAAGGGUGCUAAGGACAAGCUGCAUAAUUAUGGCAACUGCCCUAUUUGUAUAUUGUGAAAUUCAAACUAUAACCCUUUCACCAUUAAUUAGGUAUCUUUCUUUAUCUUUUUGCAGGCAAUUCAGGUCUCAGAAAGACAUCAUUCCCUUAAUGGAGCGUCUCAUGCCUCCCAACAAUGUGACUGAAUUUAUUCUCCUGGGACUCACACAGAAUCCACACUUGCAGAAAAUACUUUUCAUUGUCUUUUUGUGCAUUUUCCUAUUUACUGUGCUGGCCAAUCUGCUUAUUGUCAUCACCAUCUCCUUCAGCCCCACACUUUCGGCUCCCAUGUACUUCUUUCUUACCUACUUGUCCUUUAUAGAUGCCUCUUACACCUCCGUCACCACCCCCAAAAUGAUCAUUGACCUGCUCUACCAGAGGAGAACCACCUCAUUGUGCAGCUGCCUGACUCAGCUCUUUGUGGAACACUUCCUGGGAGGGUCAGAGAUCAUCCUCCUCAUUGUCAUGGCCUAUGACCGCUAUGUAGCCAUCUGCAAGCCCCUGUACUACACUACCAUCAUGCGACAGGGACUCUGCCACCUCCUGGUGGUUGUGGCCUGGAUUGGUGGGAUCCUUCAUGCCACAGUGCAGAUUCUCUUUGUGAUCAACUUGCCCUUCUGCGGCCCCAAUACCAUUGACCAUUUCAUGUGUGACCUCUUCCCACUGCUGAAGCUUGCCUGCAGAGACACCUAUAUACUUGGAAUGGUGGUGGCUGCCAACAGUGGGGCCAUGUGCUUGCUCAUUUUUUCCAUGUUACUCAUCUCUUACAUAGUCAUCCUGUGCUCCCUGAAAUCCCAUGGCUCUGAAGGGCAGCACAAAGCCCUCUCUACCUGUGGCUCCCAUUUUACUGUAGUUGUACUUUUCUUUGUGCCCUGUAUAUUCACUUACAUGCGUCCCGUGACCACCUAUCCAGUGGACAAGUUGGUGACUGUCUUUUUUGCAAUCCUCACCCCCAUGUUAAACCCUAUCAUUUAUACAGUGAGAAACACAGAGGUAAAAAAUGCCAUGAGAAGUUUUUUGAAGACAAGGGUAACUUAG
Molecule: messenger RNA, 1720 nt
Organism: Loxodonta africana (African savanna elephant)
Lineage: Eukaryota; Metazoa; Chordata; Mammalia; Proboscidea; Elephantidae
Product: olfactory receptor 4C3D-like
Exons: 1
Coding region: 674-1720 (348 amino acids)
Biological process (GO): G protein-coupled receptor signaling pathway
Cellular component (GO): plasma membrane
Molecular function (GO): G protein-coupled receptor activity; olfactory receptor activity
Source: RefSeq, a predicted model, not a curated record